Oryza brachyantha (malo sina) is the source of this 1067-nucleotide messenger RNA. RefSeq names its product xylanase inhibitor protein 1-like. The record is from RefSeq and is a predicted model, not a curated record. Gene Ontology annotation, biological process: carbohydrate metabolic process. The coding region runs from base 1 to 918 and encodes 305 amino acids. The transcript has a single exon. Lineage: Eukaryota; Viridiplantae; Streptophyta; Magnoliopsida; Poales; Poaceae. Gene Ontology annotation, molecular function: chitinase activity. Gene Ontology annotation, cellular component: extracellular region.
AUGGCGUCCCAACGCCGGCGAUCAUCUGGCGCCGCCGUCCUUCUUCUCUCUUUGUUAGUGUUCGUCCAGUCGGCCGGCGCCAUCCCUCAGGGAAUGAGACAGAACGUGGCCGUCUUCUGGGGCCGCAACAAGGACGAGGGUUCUCUCCGGGAAGCCUGCGACACCGGCUACUACAACAUCGUCAUCAUCUCCUUCUUCAGCGUCUUCGGCCAUGGCAAGUACUGGCUCGACCUCUCCGGCCACGACCUCCGCGACGUCGGCGCCGACAUCAGGCACUGCCAGUCCAAGGGCGUCUACAUGCUCCUCUCCAUCGGCGGCGACGGCGACCAGUACUCCCUCCCUUCCUCCCAGUCCGCCGCCGACGUCGCCGAGAAUCUCUACUACUCCGUCCUCGGCGGCGACCGCCCCGGCGCCUUCCACCCCUUCGGCGACGACACCAUCGUCAACGGCGUCGACUUCUUCAUCGACAACGGCCCGGCCGACCACUACGACGACCUCGCCAACCGCAUCAACGACUACAACCAGAAGAUCCGCGACCCCAUCGGCAUCAUGCUGACGGCGACGACGAGAUGCUCCUACCCUGACGCGAGGAUGAAGAAGGCUCUGGACACGAAGCUGUUCCGGCGCAUCCACGUCCGCUUCUACGACGACCCGAGCUGCUCCUACAACCACGCCGGGCUGGCCGGCGUCAUGGCGCAGUGGAACAAGUGGUCGGCGAGGUACCCCGACGGGCAGAUCUUCCUGGGGCUCGUCGCGGCCAACGUGACGGGGAAGAACGACAUGGUGGGCGUCGGGGAGCUCCAUGGGAAGCUGCUGCCGGCGGUGCAGAACACUGAUACAUACGGAGGAGUGAUGCUGUGGAACAGGUACUACGACUCGCUGACUCACUACGGCAGAUACGUCAAGAACUGGGCUUGAUUAACUCACAGGAGAAUAUAUAUAUCAAGCAAAAAUCCCAUACAUGUAUGUACUUGUGGUAAAUGUAUAUGACCGAUUGUGUUAUGUGUAUGUAGUCCUAUUGAACCUGUACUUGUUGUAAAACCCGGAAAUUAUAGGAGAAAUAAAUA